AUGGUCGGUCCUUUUAUCGGUACACCAAAACCGGACGCGACAACGACCUCAUUCAAUUCCGAAGACUUCGAUGGUCUAAAUCAAUUAGGCAAUGAAGCUUCCUUCGUUGCGCCUCAGAAAAACGAUAUCCUAUCAAGAGGAGGACGUCAAUAUGAUCUCGCAACGCCGCGAGGUGGACGUGGUCCUCUCCAGCUUCUACCUAAUGGUGCUCAAGCAAGACCAGGCAGAGCAGAGUUCACACCAUUGAUGAAGAGCGCUGCCAAGAACAACAUGUCCAAGAAGUUAUCCAUGUCCGCGCGAAGAAAGGCCACGAUUCCAGACACUCCGGGCAUGGCUCUGCCACGUCUUGAAGAGUCUAUGGUCUCUAACAGCUCGGCUACACGUAACGAUUAUACACCCAUGCUUCAACAGGUUAGCAGCAGUGUAGCUAGUACGCCACUGGCACAGCUACCUGCAAGAGAUGGUGCUGUCGUUAAUGACGGUAACGUAAUGACCUUGAGAGAACAGGAAGGCAUUAUUGACAAGAUUGAGAAGGAGAAUUUUGGCUUGAAAAUGAAGAUUCACUUUCUGGAGGAAAAUUUGUCCAAACGUGGCGGCGACUUCAAUCAAGCUGCCCUGAAAGAGAACACUGAUCUGAAAGUGAAUCGAAUCACUAUGCAACGCGAGCUACACAAAUUCAAAAAGACUUUGGUUCAGGCCGAACGCGAUACCGAGCUUUAUCGACGGCAGCUAGAAGAAUACAAGGAAAGAGUGCGUCAGAAGAAGAUUGAUGAGACUACUCGUGUCGAGCUCGCAGCUCUCAAGUCUGAGCUGCAGCAGAAAGAUCAAGAGCUAGAAGCGACACGUACCAAGUACGACAAGGUCAAAGCAGCGAACGACUCGGAAGUCGACAAACUGCGAGAUGAGCUUGCGGAUCUCCAAGCAGAUCUGCGAGAAAGGGACCGUCAGCUAGAAGAACGUGAAGAAGAGAUAGAUAAUCUGAAGUCUGAUGCCAACAAAGGCUCAAACGAUGUCGCUGAUCUGGAGGAUGAACUGAAUUCGGCUAAACAGGAAAUCGCCGAGUUGAGAGACGAGUUAGAGAAAGCUGAUGCGGACAAGAAGAUUGCUAAGGAGAACAAGAAAACUGCUGAAGAUGAGAAAACCCGUGCAGAAGACGAGUUACACGAGCUACAGGAAGAGAUGGCCAACAAGUCAAUCGUUCCUCAGGGCCUAAGCAAGCAGCUAGAAGAGAGAGCCGCCAAGUUCGAGGACGAUUACCAUACACUGCAGGAUAAGUUCCAAGAGCUGCAGCAAUCGCUCGAGGAGAAGUCGCAAGUCGAACGAAAACUGCAAGAGCAACUCAGAAAUGCUGGAAAGGCAGGCUCGUCCGAGCUGCGUCACUUGCAACACGAGCUUGAGGCUUCUCAGCAAAAGAUCGAAACCUCGGAUCGAAAGUACAAUAACAUGGCACAACAACUUGACGCUACAAAUAGAGAGCUCGCGGUCAAAACAGACGAGAAAGAUCUCCUCCAGACACGACAUGAUGCUUUGACCGUUGAAUCGGCACAACUCCAGACCGACCUCGCCCAAGCACGAAAGACCAUCGCGAGUCUUGAAAAGCUAGUGGAGCAGGAGAGCCAACGUACAGUGCAAACUGAGAAUCAGCUUCGUCUCCAGCAUCGAACCGAGCUAGAUCACCUUACUGAACAGAUCGACACACUUCAUCGUGAAGCAAGUCAAAGAGAUGAACAGCAUGCCGCAGAGGUUGAGCAUUGGACAGCAGAAAGACGUACACUUGAAGCUGGCAAAGUCAAGGCUGAAGAAAAAGCCAAUGGGCUGCAACGAACAGUAGACAAGCUCAAUGAUGCACAAGGUACAUUGUCAAGUCGCGAGUUCAAACUACAGGAGGCUCUAGAAAGUGAGAAGCAAAGACAUCUGCAGGAAGAGAAGGUGCUCGACAAUCAGAUCGAAGAGCUGAAUCAAGACCUUACCAACAAACGUGCUGCGGCAGAGGACAAUCGCUCGGAACUUAACAAUGCCCGAGAAGAGCUCAGAAUCUCACUACGUGAGCAGGCACUGCUGAAACAGAAGACUGUGGAACUCGAGGAUGAGAUCGAAGUUUUGCAGGCUGAUAUCGAGCAGGAACAUCAGCUCGUUGGACAGCUACAGCAGAAUUCGUUCGCCACCACUGAUAUCCAAAUGACCAAGCUCAAGAAAGAGAAGGCUGAUUUACAAGACUCGUUAGCUAGCCUAAGAUCCGAGCUUGAUGCUGCGAAGCGAGCCACACAAGAAGCUGAAGCUGCAAGAGACGAUAUGGAAGCACGACUUGAACAGACUCAGAAGCCACACGAGGACACCUUCGACAUGCAGCAAGAGAAACGUGAAUUGCGCCGCGAGAGGCAGCGACUGGAGAAAGAGCUCGAAAAGGUUCGGCUCGAAAGAGAUACCUUGUCACAGAGCAACAAAGAGCUAGAAGAAGAGAUUGAGGUCGAAAUUGAUCGAGCCACAGCGCAAGAGCACAGGUUGAACAUUGAGCUCGACGACCUCCGUACCAAACAGCUGAAGUCUACUGACAGCAGGGACAAAGAGCUUUUGUCUUCCAAGAACAAGAUAACUCGGCUCGAGGCACACGUGCGCGAUCUGGAAGAUGUGCUCGAGAACCAGUCACGCAAAGUCUCUUCUCCUAGUGUGGAUGUUUCUGGACUUCGCCACGACCUCGAAGCAGCACGCAAGAAUGAAACCGUUGCCGCCAAGAAGGAAAGUGACCUCAAAUCCUCCAACCGAGACCUCAAGACGAAAGUGAACGACCUGGAAAGACAAUUGCACGAUGCGCGCUUAUCAGAACUUAAAGCACGCUCGCCAGCUUCGUCUGUAUCGUCAGGCGGUGCUCGCGAGGUCAAUCAGCUUCGCCAGGAGGUAUUCGAUGCACGUGCCGAGCUCAAGACUCUACGAGAUGAUAACCAACAGCUUCGACGAACCGCCAAGAAAUUGUCGCAAGACGAUACACAACAUGCCGUCCUUCAAGCUCAGCUCGACUCCAAAGCCGAUGAGGUAGACGAUCUAGCAGCCAGGCUCAACUCUCAAGACAAGCUAGUAGAAACACUUCGCCAAGACAUUACGCGCAUUCGAAUGGAUCGUGAUGAAGCUCGCAGAGCUGCGCGGAACGCUGUACAUCGUGAGGAUAGUGUGGACCUGCGAAAUGAGUUGAAACGUCUUCGUAGUGAGCGAGAUGAAGCUCGGAAUGUUACUCUACAGAUCGCUAGUCGAGGCAAGGAGGCCAUCGUGAUGAAAAAAGAACUUCUUCGCCUUAAGGAGGAACGAGGUCAAGCUAAUCAGCGCGCUGAAACAGUGGAGAAAGAGCUUGAGGUAGUACAGUCACGCUACGAGAGUAUGCUCGAGAAAAUGACUGCUGGACCAGCCAGGGAUGAAUCUGUCCGCGAGAAAGAGGUCCGAGGCCUCAUGAAAGAGAUACUGUGGCUAAAGGCCAAAUGCAGACGAGAAGAGCGUUUGCGCAAAGACCUGGCCUGGAGCAAAAUUUACUUUGAGAACGGAGAGGCGAUGCGUGUACAGUGCAACCAGAUCGACCUACGCAUCUUGAGAGAGAUGGGCAUCAACAUCGAUCGCAAGAAAUAUGAGAAGUCAUUGUUACCUGCACAAAAAUUCCGAGCAGCCGUCUUCUGUGUCAUUGCAGCAUCACGAAUGACCAAGUUAGGAGAGCAACGGAAGACUGCAAGACGUAUCGGCGACGAGCUCGCCAGGACUAAAGCCAUCAAGCCGACCUCAAGGGAGAUAUGA
This is a messenger RNA of Lithohypha guttulata, 3774 nucleotides long. RefSeq lists its product as uncharacterized. Gene Ontology annotation, cellular component: microtubule organizing center. The coding region runs from base 1 to 3774 and encodes 1257 amino acids. The transcript has a single exon. Lineage: Eukaryota; Fungi; Ascomycota; Eurotiomycetes; Chaetothyriales; Trichomeriaceae. The record is from RefSeq and is a predicted model, not a curated record.